Molecule: messenger RNA, 1592 nt
Organism: Cajanus cajan (pigeon pea)
Lineage: Eukaryota; Viridiplantae; Streptophyta; Magnoliopsida; Fabales; Fabaceae
Product: UDP-glycosyltransferase 74B1
Molecular function (GO): quercetin 3-O-glucosyltransferase activity; quercetin 7-O-glucosyltransferase activity
Source: RefSeq, a predicted model, not a curated record
GGUGAGUGAGAAGUGAGAACCAAAACCCAUCAAAACCAAACACUCCCAUAACGUAAGAUUCCAAACAUGGUGCAGCAGAGACAAAACAACGCCCACGUGGUUGUGCUUCCAUACCCAGCCCAAGGCCACAUCAACCCCUUGGUCCAAUUCGCCAAGAGGCUCGCCUCCAAGGGCGUCAAAGCCACCGUCGCCACCACCCACUACACGGCCGCCUCCAUCGCCGCCCCCGGCAUCACCGUGGAGCCCAUCUCCGACGGCUUCGACGAGGGCGGAUUCGCCCAGACCAACAACAACGUCCAACUCUUCCUCACCUCCUUCAAAACAAACGGCUCCAGAACACUGUCCCACCUCGUACAGAAGCACCGACAGAGCGCCACCCCCGUCACCUGCAUUGUCUACGACUCCUUCUUCCCGUGGGCCCUCGACGUCGCCAAGCACCACGGCGUUUAUGGGGCGGCGUUUUUCACCAACUCUGCGGCGGUCUGCAACAUAUUCUGCCGCAUACACCAUGGCUUCAUUCGGGUUCCCGUCAACAAGGAGGACCUUCCCCUCUCUGUUCCUGGCCUUCCUCCUUUGGAUCACCGCGCUCUUCCCAGCUUCGUCAGGUUCCCCCAAAGCUACCCUGCUUACAUGGCCAUGAAGUUGAGCCAAUUCCCUAACCUCAAGGAAGCUGAUUGGAUGUUUGUCAACACCUUCGAAGAAUUAGAAGGCGAGGUGAUGACGGGCUUAACGGAGCUCUUUCCAGCGAAGAUGAUAGGGCCAAUGGUUCCUUCUGGCUACUUGGAUGGGAGGAUCAAAGGGGACAAAGGGUAUGGAGCCAGCCUAUGGAAGCCACUGAAUGAAGAGUGCAGCAAUUGGUUGGAAGCAAAGGAGCCUCAGUCAGUGGUGUACAUCUCCUUUGGAAGCAUGGUGUCCUUGACAUCAGAGCAGAUGGAAGAGGUGGCUUGGGGGUUGAAAGAAAGUGGGGUGAGUUUCCUUUGGGUUUUAAGAGAAUCUGAGCAUGGUAAAUUGCCUAGUGGGUACAGAGACUUGGUCAAGGACAAGGGUCUAAUUGUGACAUGGUGCAACCAGCUUGAGUUGCUGGCUCACCAAGCCACUGGUUGCUUUGUGACACAUUGUGGAUGGAAUUCCACCCUUGAGAGCCUUAGCCUUGGUGUGCCUGUUGUUUGUUUGCCACAGUGGGCUGAUCAGUUGCCUGAUGCAAAGUUUAUGGAGGAUGUGUGGGAGGUUGGUGUGUGGCCAAAGGAGGAUGAGAAAGGAGUUGUAAGGAAGCAAGAGUUUGUGAAGAGUUUGAAGGAUGUAAUGGAGGGUGAAAGAAGCCAAGAGAUUAGGAAGAAUGCCAAUAAGUGGAAGAAGUUGGCUAGAGAAGCGGUUGGUGAAGGAGGCAGCUCUGAUAUGCACAUUAACCAAUUUGUGAGUCAUUUGAUGAAUGCAGAUAAGAAUAGAAGUUUGAAUGUAUUCUGAGUGACUAUCUCAUCAUUAGUUGCUAUUUGUUAGUGGACGCAUUAUGGGCUCAUUGUUUCAAUUAUGUGAAUGUAUGAUAUCUUCUGUUAGUUUCAUUCUUGAAAGCCAAUAAUACAUUUCUUUUAUAA